AUGCCUGCAAACCACCCUGGAUCAUCAAACAAUGCAGGAAUAUCUACCAUCUAUCCGAGCAACUCUGUGUUGCAUGCUGCCAACCCACCCCCAGCACGUUCAGUAGUAUCUACAACUGAAGCCCAGCCCCCCCAGCCCCGCCCCGAUCAAUACCCAUUUGAGAUUCUAUGGGAAUUUGAUGACUGCAAAAAGGACAAGGACGCUGGACUAACAGCUCAGAACCCCGCUCGACCUGCAAUUGAACGUGCUACCACCAUCAAAGCUACCACCCGCGUUGCUCAAAACAAGCUUGAGCAGUUGCCCCUGCCAAAGUGUCGAUCCCAGAAAUGGUCGCGGAAUUACUAUCUAUCUGCGUACCCGGCUCAGUGGGCAGCUAUCAUCCAAGAGAUGGACCAGCAGCAGCCGCUGCUAGCUCUAUGUUCAAACCAUUGGAAGGCCGAACAUGUCCUUGGCCAAAUGUUGAGGUCUAGUAAGCUGGUUGAUGAGGUGGCUAUUAACAACAACGAUGAAGACGCAACUCUCAUUGCUAUCUUGUCAGGAACAGGAACAGGAACGGGAACGGGAGCAAAAGCUCAAAAACGACGUCAAGCAAGGUCGAGUGUCUCGGAAAUGGCAAGAAAACAACGGCCAGUGAGCAGCGCAGCUCCAGAGGCCAUGUCAGAGGUACAGAUGAGGAUGGACAACUCAUCCUCGGAUGCAUUGAUGCCUCCACCCACUACCGGCCAAUUUUCAGUACCUAUUCAAAAAUCACUUCCUCCCCCAUCAUUUCUGUCUGUCUCCUCAAAUAAAGGGUCCAAAAAAUACGAUGUCGACUUUAUAGAGGUCAGCUCCUCUAUCCUUGACUUGAAAACUAUCAUAACUCGCGACUUCGACUCCAACUCCUUCGGUAUCAACCUUCUCGACGCUGUGGAACUCUCUACAGACUUCUCCCCCGGCCCCCCUUCCUCUCUUAUGCUUGAAUUUAUUGAGUGCAUUAAGCGUGCUGACCCCAAUUCCCCCGAAUUUGAUGAGGAUGACCAUGGUAAUUGCGAGACGGCAAGUGUAACAACCAAGAUAUACUCUGGCGCACACAGGAACACACUAUAG
Messenger RNA from Serpula lacrymans var. lacrymans S7.9, 1086 nucleotides. RefSeq lists its product as uncharacterized. The record is from RefSeq and is a predicted model, not a curated record. NCBI's taxonomy places the organism in Eukaryota, Fungi, Basidiomycota, Agaricomycetes, Boletales, Serpulaceae. The coding region runs from base 1 to 1086 and encodes 361 amino acids. The transcript is spliced from 6 exons.